AUGUCUUCGCACCACUGCAUUUCAGGACCAAUUCACGUGUAUCCGGGCCUCGUAAACAAGGCUGCUCCGGGAGUCUCCUACUACACGCCCCUGCAGUCCCCACCCGCCGGCACAGCACUCGCCCGCGAUGGCAAGCCCAUCCCGAAGCUCUUCAAGCCGCUGCAGAUCCGGGGACUGACACUGCAGAACCGCAUCAUGCUGUCACCGCUAUGCCAGUACAGCGCGGCAGACGGGCACAUGUCGGACUGGCACUUCGCGCACCUGGGCGGCAUCAUCAAGCGCGGGCCCGGCAUGGCCUUCUGCGAGGCGACGUCGGUGGUUCCCGAGGGGCGCAUCACGCCUGAAGACGCCGGCUUGUGGCAGGACAGCCAGAUCGAGCCGAUGCGGCGCAUCGUCGAGUUCGUGCACUCGCAGGGCCAGCACAUCGGUGUUCAACUGGGGCAUGCGGGAAGGAAAGCGAGCACGGUGGCGCCGUGGUUGAGCAGUGGUGAUAUCGCGACGGAGGAGUUGCAUGGAUGGCCCACCAACGUCUACGCGCCGUCUGCCAUCCCCUACAACGAGCGGCAUGCGUCGCCCAAAGAGAUGACGAAGGAGGACAUCCAGAACCUUAAGGACGCCUGGCUGGCGGCCGUCAAGCGCGCUCUCACCGCCGGCUUCGAUGCCAUUGAGAUCCACAACGCGCACGGCUACCUGCUCCACGGAUUCCUGUCGCCUGUCAGCAACAAGCGCACCGACGAGUACGGCGGCUCCUUCGAGAACCGCAUCCGGCUGACGCUGGAGAUCGUCGACCUGAUUCGUGCUAACAUCCCAGACACUAUGCCGCUCUUCCUGCGCGUCAGCUCGACCGACUGGCUCGAGCAGGUCGAAGGGUUCGGCCCGGAGAACAGCUGGACCGUCGACGACACGGUGCGCUUGGCCGACAUCGUUGCUGAUCGCGGCGUCGACUUGAUCGACAUUUCCUCCGGUGGUACUCACCCGCAGCAGAAGAUCAUUGGCGGCCCGGCGUACCAGUCGCCCGCCGCGAAGAAGGUCAAGGCCAAGGUCGGCGACCGGCUGCUCGUUGGUACCGUCGGCGCCAUUGCUGAUGCACACCUGGCCAAUGAUCUGCUUGAGGAGGGUGGUCUUGAUCUGGCGAUCGUGGGGCGCGGCUUCCUGAAGAAUCCAUUCUUGGUUUGGACGUGGGCGGAGGACUUGGACGUCGAGAUCAAUACUCCGAACCAGAUUCGUUGGGGCUUCCACGGGAGGGGAAAGCGUACGACGCACGAUCCCAAGACGGGCGGUGCAAAGUAA
Lasiodiplodia theobromae is the source of this 1290-nucleotide messenger RNA. RefSeq names its product NADH:flavin oxidoreductase NADH oxidase. Lineage: Eukaryota; Fungi; Ascomycota; Dothideomycetes; Botryosphaeriales; Botryosphaeriaceae. Gene Ontology annotation, cellular component: intracellular anatomical structure. The record is from RefSeq and is a predicted model, not a curated record. Gene Ontology annotation, molecular function: NADP binding; NADPH dehydrogenase activity; FMN binding. The transcript is spliced from 3 exons. The coding region runs from base 1 to 1290 and encodes 429 amino acids.